AUGUUAAUUAUCCACGAUCCCAACGAUCCUAAUAAAAAUGCGUACGAUUAUGAAUACGUGAUGACUGUCGCUGAUUGGUAUCACACACCUACCGGCGAUCCUGGAAUGUUACCCUUACUUCGUAGUGCAAACUAUACAGGCAUCGAUCCUGUGCCCGAUUCGGCAGAUAUUAGUGGCGUGGGACAGUACAAUUGUACAAUUCCGACUUGUGUACCUCCGAAAUUCGCUACCUACAAAGUCAAAAAAGGAAAGAGAUAUAGAUUUAGAAUAAUUAAUAUGAGUGCAAUGUCACAGUUUUGGGUUUCUAUUGACGAACAUCCGCUUACCAUUAUUGAAAUCGAUGGAAUUCCAAUUCACCCGGCUACUGUCAAAAUGCUUCCGAUUAAUAUUGCUCAGCGAUAUUCGGUAAUUGUAUCAGCGAAUCAGCCAAUUGGUAAUUAUUGGAUUCGGGCACAUCUUUCCAAUUGCAGCCUACCGGUCAAUAAUGCCACAAUCAAUGUCAAUUCACCAAUAUUUAAGAACGACAAUAUUACCGGUAUUCUUCACUACGAUGAUGCACCCUUUAUCAUUCCAACUUCUGAGGGAUAUCAUACAAGCGAGUUCAAUUGCUAUGAUGUGAAUUCCAGCCUUUUAAAACCCUACCAACAGUAUCCACCAGUACCACGAGGUGAAGACAUCAGAAGGAUUAAUAUUACGGUCGCUAUCCAACGGAUAAAUUUCGUUAUCGAUGCGACUAUGAACAAUUCAUCAUUCGUCCCAGACUUUACCUAUCCUACAAACCAACGGGUUAUUGAUGGUGCCGACUUCUUGAUAUCUGACAACGUUUAUUCUUAUAAUAAAUUAAACGAACCUGUUGAGAUUGUUUUAAACAAUACAGAAAAUAGAACGCACCCCUUCCACCUGCACGGACACGCGUUCUGGAUUAUCGCUCUGGGUGAAGCGGGAAGCUAUAACCAAUCCCUUGAUUCCUUAAAAUAUAAUUUUGACGAUCCGCCCCUUCGUGACACGGCAACUGUUAAAGAGCUUGGGUAA
Acaulospora colombiana is the source of this 1032-nucleotide messenger RNA. The record is from the annotation of a GenBank genome assembly. NCBI's taxonomy places the organism in Eukaryota, Fungi, Glomeromycota, Glomeromycetes, Diversisporales, Acaulosporaceae.